CUCGAGUAUAUACACAGAACCCGAUCAUAUGCGAACCACUUAAAACGGCAACCCUAGGGAACAGCAGUUUCUUUCCAAUUGGCAGCAGGACCGCAAGUGAGCAUUCUGCCGCGAGACGCUAAACUGAUGCCUCCCUCGAAUGCGAACCCCGCGCCCGACUUGCGACGAGCCAUAUGGCGGACAUUGCUUUCUGCAGUAUUCACAGGCGCAGGCACAGGAGUUGCAGAGAAAUGAUACGCGCGAGACGGAACGUGAAUUUGAGCAGCAGACGGGUGCAGAGUGUUGGCAGAGACGGAUCGCGUCCCAGGAAACGGGCGCGCCGCGACUUUGGUUGACAGAACAGGCAACAGACUGUCACUGCGGCUGCGAACGAGGAUGGGCGGAGGGGCGCGAAUCCGAGAGAGAGAUUCCGGCGCAUCGAUCUGGAAGCGAAGAGACGACGGGGAGCGCUGUGAUGUUGACAGAGCGGGUAUGUAAGAUGCGGGAAAGUGGUACUCGGCGAGAGGACUGUUGGGUCUUGAAGUGUAAAUCGGCGGUGGCGGCGUGACCGGAGAAGCAGAGAGAUCCGGAAUAAGAGAUCCACGAGAGAAGACGCAGGAGUUCUGCUUUCCAAGUCUGGGGAGGCUUGUACUACUUGCGUUGUGCGUCGAGAAUCUGUCCCGAGAACGAAAGUGCAGCCAAGAGAGUAGAUUUCCCUUGUCGUCUUCUUCAUCUGGUUGUGGUAGUAACUUUUCGGCGUCUGGAUUUUGGCUUUCCAACUUGCUGGCUUGGCGAGCCUGUCUUUCGCGAAAGAUAGGAUACAGGUAGAAACACAUGAACGCGAUGAACAAGAGAAGGCUGAUGACAAGGGCAGAGCGACAUACCACUGAUGGUGUUAAUGGGCUGGACACGGACGCGUAUGAUCUCGCCAUUCACGGUCGGCCCAACAUCUAGAAUCAAAGGACCACCGAAGAGCGAGUACGCCAAGUCAUUAGAUGACAUCGUCUGGAAAGUAAGGACUGUGUUGCAGAGAAUGUGAGGGUAGGAAAGAGUGGGUGGAAAAGAGUGUGUGUGCUGCGUAGAGAUGAGGAUGUGCCAAAAGAAUGAAGUUCAAUCUAAUGCGGGGUUCGCGACUAACACAUGUAGAUCAGAGGCAGUGCAGGUUUCACUUGGUACUUGUAUUUGUCCUUGAUUGCAUUUUCUUUUCCCGUGUUCACUCGCAGUUUGGAACGUUGCAGGCUCAGUGACAAUCGUGUUUCGCGCAUUUUACGCGAGACGGUCACAUAGCCCAACAAGUACAUCACUACUCAUCUCUGCUCUGCUCGCUGCAAGAUUGCAGUCCGAUAUGGAUGAUGAUGAUUCUCUCUUUGGUUCUCCACCUCCUAGCCCAGGAAGAGGUAGGUCGCCAUCACCCGCACUGGCCCUCCCAAGCGCCAGCACGAGCAUCAACUUAGCCGGUCCUAUGGCACAAAACCCUUGUCGCUGAGCUUUCCGCCGCUGCAAAGCGAAGGAGCUCUUCGGCCUCCGGCCACGGUCCCGACUCGGAACAGUACCAGUCCCUGCGUCAUUCCAACACUGAUGACAGCGCAUACGGACUCGCUCAAACGUAAAUCCACCAAAAGGUCCAACCUAAGGCCAUCCAUUGUCACACGCCGGCCCACUCCCCCGCCCAUUCAUCUACCGGACCCGUCCGAUCCUCGACCGAUUCCUCCCAACUUGCUGCGCAACCAACCUGGUCUUCUGGGGACUGCUGGGCUCGUGGCGGGUGUGCGACCAGCCAACUUCGCCUUGCGCGCGGCGAACCAAGGUUCCAGCGCCGCCAAUCCGAUCCUUAUCGAAGAUACACCCGUUGUCAAUGCACCUAUCGUGCGAUCUGGUGGCAUUAAGCGGAAGACGCACAAACUCGAUCUAUCUCUACUCCCGGCACCAUCCAAUCGUGAUAUUGUGGCUGUCUUGAUGGAGCAGAAGGACACCAUUCCGCUGCUGCAGAACAUCAUCAAGUUUUUGUCGCAGCGGCAAAGCCAAACUGAAUCUUCGAGUCGAUCCGCAACGCCCAGUGGUCCAGAGCCUGGGCCGAGUCAGAAACGGCGCAAGUUGCGGCACGUUCCGGCAGGCGCUGAUCUUUGGGAUGUCCCCUUCCCUUUCAACGAAGGCGAAGGUCCACAUUCAUAUCGCGAUGAUUGGGAGAGAGAGCACGGGAAGAAGUUGGUUGCUGAACUGGUGGCCUUGUUGAAGAGUGCGGCUCGAAAGGCUGCUUUGAAGAAUGUGAUGAAGGGAUAUUCUGGUCGGAACGCCCCAUCUGAUGCUGAAUUGGCAUCGUUGGGCUCACACUACUCAUUGGACACACUGUUCUAUGGGAAGCAGCCUACAGAGGUUCUCAGCGAUUCGAGCAACGCGUCUCAGCAUGGUCCCGCCGAAUCUGUCGUUCUGCCGCCUACAUCAUCCUCGAUGCCUGAAAUGCAUAUCCCGCCCCCUGAUCCAGCACCCGCUCCAGCUUCCUUCGACCACCUCAUCACCUCUUUGCUCUCUGCUGCUCCCGCAGAGCAAUUCUCUGUCGAUGUUCCUGGCAGUCCUGCACCGUCGUCAGUGGAGUCUGUCAGCUCCGUGGAUUCUGGGCUUUUCGACACGUGGAUGGACAUAUUCCAGGCCUUCCCUGUACCGUCAAACGGGGAUGAGUUGUUGAGCGCUGCAGACGGGAAUGCCGGAUUCAAUCUCCAGUUGCCUGGGGCCUCCUCUUUUGAUGAUCUUUCGAUGAUCGACCCGUUGCUGCUUGGUCUCCCGCCCAUGACCGCAAGUAGCACAAGCGCUGUCUCAGCGGACAGCGCUUGUCCUUCCUUGACGGCCUCGCCAAUUGUUUCGAGCCGAUCUUUUUCGGUGGGACCAAUGACACCCUCCGAGAGUGGAUGGACUGCGGAGCCAGUUGGGGGCGGGUAUCGGAAAGAUACAGAACAGGAAGUAUUGUCUCUUCUCCAGUCACUAUCGCAUGGAAUUCCCGUCGAUAAGGGUAAGGGCAAACAACAGGAUCAAGGUGGAGGAGACUUGGAGAGGCGACCACCAGAUACCGAAGAUGUCGAGUUCGCGCGAUUGAAGACGGUUCCGAUCGUCGGCAGUCUGACCAAAGCGGAAUUAUUAGGACGAGCUAAGGAACGGAGGGAAGCUUUGGUCCAGGAAAUAGCCCAGACUCGAAUAUCUUUGUGGCAGUGUACCGUUGAGGGUGCGGUCUUGGCUGGAUUGGUCCAGAAUUACACCAUAACGGAAACAUAGCAAUUAAUAGCUACAUACGAAGCAUUUUUUCGCACGCUUUGCAUAGCCUUGGAGGUAUGUAGCAACGACUCCCUUCUUGACAAAGAUUGCGAUGAUCGUGAAGGGCGCGCUGCCCCCUAGCGUAUGUGCGGCGGCUACAUUGCCUGUCUCCGAUUCAGAUCGACCGUGUGGCCGCACCUGGACUAGGUCGGAGGACUUUGCGACCCGAUAAGAUGCAUGGGUUCGAAGGGAUUUUCAUCCGAACCUGACCGAAACCACGCCUCGCUCGCUCAAACUCAGCUCUGCAGCGACGACCACAGGUCAAAUACCAAGCCUUGAUACGGAUCGCCCUACCAUGCGAUGUCGAAACUCGAGUCUCAGCCCAGCCCGAUUUCUCCUAGCGACGCCGAAACAUAAUCAAACGAAUGGUUAUCAUAUAAAUGGAAAUGGGCGGCGCUGAUCAGCUACGGGUCCUUCGUUUCGUUUCCCUCUCGCCCAUCCUUUCCGUUCACCCCGCGCUCUUUCUGUUCGUUUCGUUUCUUCGUCGUUGAACGACAUUUGCCCUGGUCGGCAUUUCUUCCCCCAUCGACGCGCCCUUUUCCCUUUAAUCUAUUCGAUUCCGGCUCCAUUACGAUGGCCCGUACUAUCUCUGCUGCGUUUGUGCUCAGCGCGUUCCUUGUCGGCGGGAUCAAUGCCGCAAACGACUGGACUGUGCCUUGUGUAUCAGGAUCCUGCAACUAUGAUAUCCCGACGGGACAGAACUCUACGAAUGCCUCAGGGACAAUGAAGAUCUGGGGUUCGGCGAAUGCGAUCACGGACAUCACCACUGCAGCAGGCUGGGAGAUCUUGUCGUGCAACAGCACCGCGCAAGCGCAGAACAUCACCCUCGUCUGCACGCAAGGCCAGGACCAGGACCCGAACUCGCUCUGCUCGCACCUGUACCAGAACAACGGCGCGGUGCACAAGAUCGUGCGGCUGCCUGAGAACUGCCAUGCGUCUCCGUUUGCGCGUGUCGCGUUGGCAUGGGUGCCGCAGGACCAGACGAUCCCGGCGCAUGUCCGUCGCAUGAUGAAGCGGGGCUCGACUCCGGUCGUCAAGGCUCUGCGGAUCGACACCGCCUUCGACCAGGUGGACUACUCCAAAACUGGCGCGGUCAACAUCGCGCUGCAGGGCGCCAACGUCCCUGGUGCGCCGACGACGCUCCUGAUGCCGACCAACUCUCGCCGCUCUCUCCGCCGUCGUGGCUUUGGAAGCAUCAUCCACUCCAUCAAGAACGGAGUGGACAAUGCUGCUGGUGCAGUCAAGAAUGCCGCUGACGGGGCCGCAAAUGCCGUCAAGAACGAGGCCACCAAGGCGGCGGGCGACGUCAAGUCUGUCGCCACCGCUGUGGCGGGCGCUGCGAAAACAGCAGCCUCGGACGCGGCGGCGGCGGCGAAGUCGAUCGCGAACAACACGGUUUCUGUCAACAAGAACAUCAACCUGCCCCCGAUCAACUUCCAGCAGUCAAAGCAGCUUAUCAGCCAGUCCGUCGCGUGUGGACCCAUUUCGGCCACUCUCGACGCCAACUUUGACGGAAACGCCAAUGCGCAGGCCAGCUUGAGUGUUGCUGCGCAGGGCACGAUCGUUCCGCCCAAAAUCUCCUCGUUUGGUGCCAUUCUCGGGAUGAACGGGAACAUCCAGGGCACGCUCCAGCUCAACUCGGAUGUCUCCGGUGCGCUCGACUCGGGCAAGAUCACGCUCGUGGACAUUGGCAUCCCCGGGCUCGACAUUCCAGGCAUCUUCAGUGCCGGCCCGACGUUCCAGGUUGCGGCGCAGCUCAGCGGAUCGCUGGAUGUGGCGAUGGACGCGACGGUCGGUGUUAACCUCAACAUGAACAACGCGCAGAUUGCGCUGCCGCCCUCGAACAGCGACUUUGCUUCUGCGUUUUCGUUCGGUGACACCCCACUCACGCUCAAUGCUGACCCGAACGUCGCCGUCACUGGGUCGAUCACCGCGCAUUUGAUUCCGUCGAUCAACUUGGGCGUCUCUGCGCUCGGCAACGCGGCCUCGGCGAAGAUCUUCCUCGAGCUCGAUGCGAAUGCGGGUGUCACACUCAACCUCGAUGCCUCGACGAGCGUCACGGCUGCGAAGAACCUGACUCCGGGCAGCGCCAACAACGCGGCCAGCAACAGCACUGCCACUGCCACUGAUAGCACUGCUGCGGCUGAUGCCAGCGCAACUGACGCCACCUCCACCGAUACUGCGACGGACAGCACCGCCACUGACGCGACUUCGACCGACACUGCUACGGACAGCGCCGCCACCGACGCCACCGCCACUGAUGCCUCGGCCGCGAGCACCGCCACUGAUGCCACCGUGACCGACUCUGCGGUUGAUAGCAGCGCCACUGACGCGACCGCGAGCGCGACCGACUCCGCCACGGACAGCACUGCCACUGACGCUACGGCCGUUGACAACAGCGCCGCGUCGACCGAUACUGCUGUGGGAAGCACCGCCACGGACGCUACCUCCACCGAUACUGCUACGGACAGCACUGCCACGGAUGCCACCUCGACGGAUACCGCCGUCGAUACCUCGGCCACUGACGCGACCUCCACCGAUACUGCCACCGACAGCACCGCGACCGAUGCUACCUCCACUGACACCGCGACGGACAGCACUGCCACUGACGCAACCUCGACCGACACUGCGACGGACAGCACCGCCACCGAUGCUUCCGCUGUGGACAACAGUGCGACCAGCACCGAUGCCGCCGCCGCAAGCGCUGUUACUAACGGUGUUUCGGUUGCACCGGUCAGCUUCGGCGGAUGUGUCGGUGCUGCCGGAAACAUCAACAUCAACGUCGGGGCCACGGGCAGCUUCUUCAACCUCUUCAACGCCUUCAGCAAGACCAAGACCCUGUUCAACAAAGAUUUCCAGAUCUUCCAGAAAUGCUUUGGUGAUCAGGCCGCCGGUGCCGCCGGUGCGACAGCUACUGAUGCGGCUGCGGCUGCCGACGCCACAGCCACCGACGCUGCCGCCGCCGCCGCCGAUCCUGCCGCGACGGACGCCUCCUCGACCGACACGGCCGCAGCCGCCGCAAGCACCGAUGCCCCAGCGGCCAAGCGUUCGAGCGAGCGCCGGUACAUUUUCAACGGCUCGAGCUUGGUCCGCCGGGCUCUGAAGCUGUCGUGCCCCGCCAACAUCGGCACCAGCAGCAAAGCCAAGAAGCAGACGAUCACCAGCUCCAAGAUCCCUGCCUCCAGCAUCAAAGCCUUGGCAGCACCUGCUCCUGCUCCUGCUGCACCCAAGGCCGCGGCGCCGGCCAAAGCGGCCAAGACGGCCAAUGUGAACACCAAGGUGGCAGCGGCCAAGACUGCGGCGGCAGCAAAGUCUGCAGCGGCCAAGACCACAGCAGCCAAGAAAGCGGCUGCUACCAAGUAAGCUAGCACGUCCGCACACACUGCAUAAUUUGUACAUACUAUACUGUAUAUGGAAGGAACGGUUUCGAUUUUUC
Molecule: messenger RNA, 6718 nt
Organism: Mycena citricolor
Lineage: Eukaryota; Fungi; Basidiomycota; Agaricomycetes; Agaricales; Mycenaceae
Source: the annotation of a GenBank genome assembly